Molecule: messenger RNA, 1473 nt
Organism: Leptosia nina
Lineage: Eukaryota; Metazoa; Arthropoda; Insecta; Lepidoptera; Pieridae
Source: the annotation of a GenBank genome assembly
AUGUCCCUGGUCCCACCCGGGGGCACAGAUUCCCCAAGUCCCCGCCGCGCUGUCAGUCCCCUGCUAGAAUCACGAAGACCGCACUGCACCCUCGCUUGUGACUACUGUGCGGCCAUUUUAGAGGAUAAAUUUAGACGUAAUGCUGAUAUGCGUAACAGAGGAACAUCACCAUUAUCUGUAUCACCGCGUCAGUCCCUAACCGGGGAGCCACCCUGGACAUUACCUGAUGACGAUCGUCCAGACUUUUCGGCCCUAAAGGAAAAUAUACACAGGAUCAAUAAGGAUUGUGAAACGUCAACGCGGUUGGAUAUGCUGCUGACACAAGUGGAACAAUAUGCAAAUAACUUAGAGGCGCUGGUGGAAGAACGGACAUCAGAUUACCUGGAGGAGAAGAGGAAAUGCGAAGAGUUGCUCUAUCAAUUGCUACCUAAGUCCGUCGCAUCACAACUCAUAAUGGGCCAGCCAGUAAUGGCAGAGACUUACGACCAAGUUACAAUCUACUUCAGCGAUAUCAUCGGCUUCACCCAGUUGUCAGCGGAGUCCACGCCACUAGAAGUUGUUGAUCUACUCAACGAUCUUUACACCAGCUUCGAUUCUAUCAUCGAGAACUUUGACGUUUACAAAGUAGAAACAAUAGGCGAUGCAUAUAUGGUUGUUUCCGGUCUUCCGAUGCGCAACGGAAACCGACACGCAGCGGAAAUAGCAAGAAUGUCCCUCGCAUUACUCAAUGCUGUCAGGGUCAAAACUGUUCCACAUCGACCUGGUGAGAGAUUGCUGUUGAGGAUCGGUAUGCACACAGGUCCUUGUGUGGCAGGUGUGGUAGGUUUAAAAAUGCCACGAUAUUGCCUAUUUGGAGACACAGUAAACACGGCCUCUAGAAUGGAAUCGCACGGUGAAGCGCUAAAAAUUCACGUUAGCCCCAAAACAAAGGAAGUUCUAGAUUUAUACGACUGUUUUGAUUUAGAGUGUAGAGGAGAAAUCACUAUGAAGGGCAAAGGAAAAAUGACGACAUACUGGUUGCGAGGCGAAAAACGACAGAAUGAAACCCAAUAUGAGCAAAUAAACAAUGAACAAAAUCCUAUCAUGAAUCCCAGUAUAACCUUUCAAGGACCCGAUAGCCCGGCAUCACAUUCGCUCACUCACAGUGACAGUCCUAAGCGGAACGGAACGAAAGAUAACGCCAAAACAGUAGAAAUACUAAACGAAAGGGAUCGAAUCAAACACGAAAUCGCUUCUUUCGUUGCUAAAGAUCUCAUCAACAAUAUAGAUAACGCCGUUCGCGAAAUAAAACUAUCACAAAGUGGGAAUUUAAAUAAACUGUGUAAUGGUAACGGAAAGGAUUUGAUAACGCCGACAUAUGAUAAAGAACUUGUUAUCAAUAAAGGGAAGGUAAGAGAUGUUGUAAACAGGCUUAACAGUAGCUCAAAUGUAACUGAAGUUAAGAAUAGAUCUAAGAUAGAUAAUGUUAAGUAA